This is a messenger RNA of Sungouiella intermedia, 633 nucleotides long. The record is from the annotation of a GenBank genome assembly. Lineage: Eukaryota; Fungi; Ascomycota; Pichiomycetes; Serinales; Metschnikowiaceae.
AUGUCAAACGAGGACUUGAACGAAAAGAUAAAAGAACUUUAUGCUCUUGUGCAUAAACAAAGCGAGGUCAUCGCUCAAACAGGGAAGCAAUUGAUGGAGAUUCAAGUAAAGGACGUCAAGAGCAAAAUGGCCCAAAUGGACACUAAGCCACAAACUAUCGACACUGAGGAUUUCGUCACCAAUGAGGAUAUCGUUCAAUUGGUAGGGGAAUUACAAAGCCAGCUCGAUUUCUUAGAGGACAGAACUGUUAAGAGAGCUUUUAAUACCCACAUCGACGGCUCCAGUGCACCUACUUCUAGAAUUGCACCCUUAUGUAACAGGUUCGGAGAACCAGCACCAUCAGAGUUUCCCGAAACUGUCGAAGACUUACAGAAGAUCUCUCCUGAGAAUCUUUUGCACUUAGCAGAGUACUACGAGUUGAUUGUGGAGAACGAGCCCAAUCCGGAACUUGAGGAAAUCAUCAAUUCUGACACUUUCACCAAAGAAGACGCAGAAAAAUUGCUAGGACCGGCACAGCUGAACCAAACAACUGAGGAGAAGCUCAAGCUGUUUAGCAAGGACGAUCUUAAUGAGCUCUUUGAUGAGUUCACCAGAUAUAUUGGGGUGCGAAUCAGACGUGGUAGUGGAUGGUAA